Molecule: messenger RNA, 2934 nt
Organism: Rhagoletis pomonella (apple maggot)
Lineage: Eukaryota; Metazoa; Arthropoda; Insecta; Diptera; Tephritidae
Gene: TBC1D23
Product: TBC1 domain family member 23
Exons: 4
Coding region: 219-2336 (705 amino acids)
Biological process (GO): retrograde transport, endosome to Golgi
Cellular component (GO): trans-Golgi network
Source: RefSeq, a predicted model, not a curated record
ACAUUCAUAAGAGAAAAAAUAAAAAUUUUAUUUAAAAUAUAAAUUCAUAAAGAAGUAUUAAAGCAAAAAAUUAGCAGUUAAGCCUUUUUAAAAGGUAUUACAAUGUUACAAGCACAAACAAGUUUUUGAAUGUGUUCUAGGCAAUAUUGACUAAUUUAUUCUUAACGAAAACACACAAGGCUUAUCUUCUGUUAAUCUUCAUAGGCAAUAUUGCAGAAAUGGACGAUAAUUUAUGGCUUAUAGAAUUAGAGUCUGCGCUGUUGGACGACUGCAAUGUGAAUGACAUAUAUGCGAUUUGUCGAGGCAAGGCCAUUCCCGAAGCAUUGCGUCCAGAUGUUUGGCAGGUGUGCUUGGAUGUGCGCCACAAAAGCGACCAGAUGUCUCUCUUUAAUGAAAUUUUUGAUUUACCCUUUCAAAAUACCUUACGCGAGGACUGCCAAGUGGUCGUUGACCGUAUUGGCAACGAUGAUGAAGACAAAGUUUCAGUAAUUUCUGAUUUGGAGUCGAUUCUCACAUUUUAUUGUAAGAAUCGAAACCUGCAAUAUGAAAGUGACAAUGGUUGGAUUGACUUGCUAUUGCCACUGUUAGCACUAAAAUUAAACCGAUGUGACACAUACAACCUUUUUGAAUCCAUACGCGAUAUCUACAUCCCGAAAGGUUGCAAACCCAAAGGAAAUGUAUUUCAUGUGUUCCGCUUACUAAUACUAUAUCAUGAUCCGGAAUUGUGCACAAUGCUAGACACGAAAAAAAUUACACCAGAUUUAUACUCUAUUCAAUGGUUCCAGUGCUUAUUCGCAUCGAGCUGUAGUUUGUCGGUCAUUCUUUCAAUGUGGGACUUAUACUUUCAACAUGCAGAUCCUUUUAUGGUGUUCUUCUUGGCCCUGAUUAUUCUUGUCAAUGGGCGUGAUCAAAUUUUGGCGAUGAAGAACACAACAAAGGAAGAAUUACUAAAAUUUCUUUCUAAUAUGCCUUGUGCUUUAGAACCGGAUGAUGUAGUUGACUUUUGCUCACUUGCUCAGUAUUACGCGCUCAAAACGCCGAGUUCUUUCAAGACGGACUUUCUAAAGGCGUUGUACGGUUCGCAAAGUGAGAAGAGCUCGCGCAAUGAAACCUGCACCGUAUCGCAGGCGCUGUGUCUUCCAGUAUCUGUGUAUGAAUUAGUAGAGAACUCAUCUAUAGAUCUAACCAUACCCGAUGCUGUUCGUUUCUUUUUGGUUGAUUGUCGACCUGCAGACCAAUACAACGCAGGACAUCUAUCGACGGCAUUUCAUCUUGAUUGCAAUUUGAUGCUUCAAGAACCAAUAUCUUUCUCCACUGCAGUACAAGGUUUGUUAACUGCACAACGUCAGGCAAUUGAAGCGAAUUCUAACGCCGGUGGUGAACACCUUUGUUUUAUGGGAAGUGGCCGCAUGGAGGAGGAUCAGUAUACCCAUAUGGUAGUCGCUUCAUUUUUACAAAAGAACACACAGUAUGUGUCGUUAUUAACUGGUGGUUAUACGGCCAUACACGAUUACUUUGGCGACCAUAUGGCUGAUUGUCUCGAAGACCACGAUGUUAAAAAGUGUAUUGUUUGCAUGAAAAACAGCGUUGAAUUAAGGAACCUAGGACAGGCAGGACAAACUCAACAGCCACGACGAGACUCUCAACGACCAACCUCCGACAUAUUUAGCAGGUUUUCCGCAGUAAUGAAAAUUAAAUCAGCUGAAGUCAAAGACAAGCUCUUCGAUAUCAUUACGAACCCUUCUAACGGUACUAGUACCGCCGUUGGCCAUCACCACGGGGGUAGUUUAAGUGGCCAAACGGCCGUUCCAGAUCGGCAUGUUUCCGCUAAUGAACGCAAUGGUAAGCGAUAUCGGAAUGUGGCACCUGUAUUCAGUAUUGAUGACGAUAAUGAUGACCAUUACAAAGACAAUGAAUUAAAAAAUUCAGCUGAGAUGGCUGGUUCCAAGCUGCCCGGUGACGCAAAAGAAAUUGUCAAUUUAACUCUGUACUUAAAGUCGACUGACAUCAUAAACGCUUUCCGCUGCCAAGAAGUGCACAUGAAUGGAUAUAUGUAUGAUAGUCAUUUGAUUAUAACAGCAACACACUUGAUUGUUUUACGUGAGCUUGGGCAUGGGCAAGCACAGAUAAUAGUACGACGACCUUUAUCGAGCAUAGUGAAGAUAACUGCAAAGAAACGGCAUCGAGAUUUGAUCACAUUCAAGUACGGAUUUCCAAAUGGAGAUGGUCUGCUUAUAACCGACAUGGAUCGAUUUCUUAUUCCGAACGCUAGUGAAGCGACUGCACUUGUAUCGAAACACAUUGUCCAAACCUUAGAUGGGUCUAAAUUAACGUAAUGCAAUUUUGAUGUAUUUGAUGAUCAUUUAUUUCAUUGGUCGACGUGAAAUGUAUGGAUAUGCAAAAGUUGUCGCUUCCCUCAGUGCUGAUGUUUUAAUUGCAUGCGAUAAUCUCAAAAUAACAUGUUUCCGAAAUUAAAUACAAAUAACACAUGUCAUGAGCGCCACAUUUACACCCUUGUUUUAGAAAUGACAAAGGGCUUUUUAAUGCAAUUUUUAUGUGUCUUCUUUAUGUAAUGUUUCUAUUUAUUGCUUAAAAAGCGCAAAACAAAAUUUUAUUUUUUCGUAGCAACUUCGUACAUGCCACACAUUUUGUAUAAUGAGUGCAAGCCUGGAAUGGUCUUUUAUAUGCGCUAUCCGCUAUUAUUGUUAUCUUUUAUUUUAUUUUAGGGAUUUUGCGAAGUGUACAUAUAUUUAAAUCGAGAUAAAUCGUGGCAAAAUAUUGAACAUUACCUUUUUAUAAAAAAAACAAUACACGACACAUCCAAAGUAAACCAUAUUCCAGUGACAUAAGUUAUACAUGUAUGAAUGCUAGCAAUAAGCUUGACUAACAAUAGUAGAACAGAUGUUACCAAAUAAAAAAACAAAAUAUGUCAUA